UCAUGUCAACCCGCCGGCCUUAGAACCGGUUAGAACAGCCAAGAAGAAGGGACAUCGCAACUACUCACCAGUCUUAUAGAGCUAUCAUAGGCGCUUAUCCAGACAUUGAAAUUGUCUCAUAGAAUUCCAUUUCCAGAUCGCCAUCAGAACAGAAAGGAUUCAUACAUAUAUACAGACACAGACACAACGAUGGCAUCGACAGCAGCAGCCAGAACAUACCUGGCCUUCCAGCACAACGCGAAACUCACCACCCUCAAGACCAUCGUCACCGCCAUCCGCCCCUUUGCAGACCUCGAAGAAGCCAACCGCGGCCUCUUUAAAGAUGGAAGCGACCAAGAUCACGUAGUCGUAACGGAACAAACAAUCUUCCACCCCCAAGGCGGCGGCCAGCCCUCCGACGUCGGCUCCAUGACCGCCACCGCAGGCUCCUCCUUCGCCGUCAACUCUGUACGCAUGGACGCCGUACGCGACGGCCAGGUACUGCAUUUCGGACGCUUCAACGGCGACGCGAUAUUCAAAGAGGGCGACGAAGUAGAGCAAGCCAUCGACGUCGAGAAGAGGCUGCUGUACUCCCGCCUUCAUACAGCAGGACACGUCCUCGGCGCAGCGGUGCGGCACCUCCUCGAGAAGGAAGUCGAGGGCUUCGACGAGCUCAAGGCGUCGCAUUUCCCGGACUCGGCAUCAUGCGAGUUUCAGGGCCUCAUUGAUGGGAAGUGGAAGGAGCCGAUCCAGGGCAAGGUAGAUGAGUUCUUGGCGGCCAGGAUGCCGGUCAAGGUCGAUUUCUGGGACGAGGACGAUUUUCGGGCGCGGGGGCUCGAGAGAUUGAUUCCGGACCGGAGUCUUGCGCCGCCCGGGGAGAAGUUCCGAGUUGUGGAGAUUGUGGGCGCCGAGGUGUACCCUUGCGGUGGUACGCACGUCGACACGACAGAUUUGUGCGGGGAAACUGUCGUGAAGAAGAUUUCAAGGAGUAAAGGGAAGUCAAAGGUCAGCUACGCGGUGAAAUAA
Colletotrichum scovillei is the source of this 1005-nucleotide messenger RNA. Its product is annotated as alanyl-tRNA synthetase. The transcript has a single exon. NCBI's taxonomy places the organism in Eukaryota, Fungi, Ascomycota, Sordariomycetes, Glomerellales, Glomerellaceae. Gene Ontology annotation, biological process: alanyl-tRNA aminoacylation; regulation of translational fidelity. Gene Ontology annotation, molecular function: alanine-tRNA ligase activity; ATP binding; nucleic acid binding. The coding region runs from base 190 to 1005 and encodes 271 amino acids. The record is from RefSeq and is a predicted model, not a curated record.